Messenger RNA from Porites evermanni, 14535 nucleotides. The record is from the annotation of a GenBank genome assembly. Lineage: Eukaryota; Metazoa; Cnidaria; Anthozoa; Scleractinia; Poritidae.
CGACCAGGAUAGAAAACUUGUCGUUUGAUCAAGUUUUGCCGAUGACAGCGUACGUUUCAUUUGAUGGCAUUUCCGCUUGUUCUCCUGUUAAAAUUAAACGGUAAAUUUGAGUCUUUCUUCUUUGGCAAGUCAACCCAAUACGAUGGAAAUCGUGGUUGAAGCUUCAGAAAUCUUUCUAGCCUGUCGAUGUAUUAUUGAUUGACUGUCGAUGCCAAUCGUUAUGGCGACACUGGUUCUUUAUAGUUUCGCUGUUUUUCUACUGAAUCUGUUAUGGGAGCCCUCAUUUGUCGAAGGUAAGAACUUGCUUUACAAUCCUUAUAAGCGAACGAUUAUUCACGAUGUUUAUCAGCUUUUUAGGAGUGAGCAGCAUCGCAAUCUUGAGCUGGGCGACAUCUUGACCGAAGAUCAUAAAAAUGUUUAAUAUGUUUUGGCUUUCUCAUUUGACAGAUAAUUAGAUCGUUGGAAAGGUUUAAAGCACUUCUCGCUAGAUAAAUCUUCUACCAAAAGAACUGCAAAUGUAAAAGCUUUGACCAAUACUUAACUCAGCUCGAGUACAGCUGGGCAUGUAACUUAUAUUUGUGCACAUAGGAUGUUAGCGGAUUUCCUACAAAUCCUGUCCGUUUGAACACUCAGAAGUCCCGGGUUUUCCAAAUUUAAUACCUAAAUAAUCUUUGUGGGAUUUAUGGAGUAAAAACGGCGAACUUGUUUGAGGCCUGUAUAUAUUUUAAAGCAACCACUUUUCGGCGGAAAAAUUUCCGUAUUGCGACUUGCAAUCUGCUAUAUUUGCCUAGUUUUGCAUAAGCAAAUAGGGGAUAUUUCUUGUGAGCUACUGUAAGCUUCGCUCGGAGAACCGGUCUAUAAAGCAACAACCGUGUCCCUUUUUCUAUUCCUAUUAUGGAGAUUAAAUUAUCAGUUUCAAUUAAAAUAUUAAUCGACCGUACAAGUUUGUAUCGACAGCAACUGGCCGAGGUCCAAAGUGUUUUAUUUAUCCAUUUGGAACGAUCUUCUUCCGGUCUUCGCCUUUUGCCUUCACCUUCCUUGUCACGUUUAAUUAGCUAAAACCCAUGAACAACGUGAUAUAAAUGUUUCUUAAUAUUUUUAUAAAAAUGUUAUCUGUUUUCCUCCCUUUGAUCUAAUGGGUAAAGACUUCCUGUCUGACUUUUCUAUAAAUAAUUUUCCUGAAGGUUUAAUGAAUGUGCGUGCAUGUUCUUUUUUAAUUUUUGGUCGAUGACAUAUUACAGUGUUCGCUUGUUUGCAGCUGAAAUUUAUUUUAGAAAUGACAUAAUUGUUUGAUAUUGUGAUGUCUAUGCAAAUUAAUGACGCUUGGGAAAAUGAGGACAAGUUAUUCACCAGGGUAUUCAGUAGUUUAAUUUCUUUGUUCCUUUCCAUUAUUUAAUUUUUAGUCAAUUUGAUAAGUAAACUUAAAUAAUUAGAUAAUUGACUCAUUGACUUCAGCUGUCUUCAAGUCUAGUGCUGUGUGAAAAAUUUUUUGAUUCUGAACCUAUGAUAUCCACAGUGCCCAACAUUUCAACAAAUUUCAUACAAACCAUGAUUUUCUUGCAAUGAAAAGGCAAAAGUCACAAUUAGCGGCCUGUUAGUCUCCCUCUCACCUGUUUUUGUGUCAUCAAGCAACUCUCCUCCCCGUCUCCCUCUCAGCUGUUUUUGUGUCAUUAAGCAACGCUCCUCCCCAAAAAACAGCUGGUCACAUUUGAACCACUUUCCUUUCCAAACUUUAGCCAAUAACAGCUACUGUUCUUUUUUCUGGAAUUGCUUUGUGCCAAACUAUCCCUUCACAUGCUGUCCAAUCUUUGUCUAUUUUCUAUCAUGUCAUAUGGGAUGUUGAGUAGUCUCCUACAGAAGCCAUUAUUUGUCUCUUUAUGUACAAUAGAAAUCUUGGUAGCUGUGACCAUAUUAUAUUUUAGUAAAAUCCAGCAAGUGGUCUAUCAUCAAUGCUGCAUUCUGAUUGGUUGAGCUACUACUAGGCUAUAUAUUAUAGCCCACUAGUAGCGAAAAGUGCUGGCUUUUUGGCAGCAAAAAAGAAUUAAAGUCUAUCUUUCUCGAGCUAAAGUUGUUUUGUCUCUAUAUUUUUUGACCAACUAGUUGGAUUGUACUAAAACAAUUAUUCCUCUCGUCCUCGUGGCCUCUGAGUCAAUAGCCCAUUCGGCCGAAUUGACUCAGACCCCAUUCGGGCUCGAGGAAUAAUUGUUAAAUAUUGCUCACAAACUCAUAAUUGAGGCAGACUAGCACUCCUCCAUCUGAGCAAACUGACCAUUCUCUAAGAGAUCAAUAUUUUUCUUAGUCUAAUACUGUUGCUCCUAAACUAUGUACACUGAUUCAUUAUUUUUCUUUGCAGGCACUAAUUCAUCACAGUCGUCAUUCAGUAAUUUUUCAACUCCUGCAGCAGGCAAUGGCAUUCAUACCCAUCUGGUUCCUUCUAAUAUGACUCAAACCACCACUAGUUCUCUAUUGGUUAAUUCUACUGCAAUACUCUCUGCAACUCGUGGAUUACCUGGAAUAAGGGAGAAUGAAACAGGCGCUCAAAUUGAUAAAGAUGGUACCAGGGAGAGAAGUUCAGGCAAAAAUGAGCAUGGUGUCCAGCCAAAAGAACCAAAUAGUACUAGAAUUUAUGUACCAAGUGACCAAACUGAUGAUAAAGGUACAAGUAAUAAAUAAAUAAAUAAAAAUACAAUGUAUGUUUUGGAGGGAUAGUUUUGGGUUUAGGAUACCCUGAGAAGCUUUCAAUACUUGAAAUAGUUUUUGAAUCAUAGGAGGAUCGGAUUGCUGAACAAUUAAAAUACUCUUUCACUACCAGAGAAGUAUUUUGCUAAAAAGGCUUGAAACAUUUUGAUAAGGGCAACAAUUUUGAUAUUUUGUGGGGUGGCAAAGUUUUGAACAAACAACUCUGUCCCCAUUACAUCAGAGUCACACCUUCCCCCUUCUACAUUACAUAAGGCAGUACAAAUUUUUUUCACCUAAUUAUGCAGGGUUUCUGAUAUUUCGCGGAAAAAAAAGCAAAAUUUCACGGGAUUUUCAGGGGCAAAUUCGCGGAAAAAUUGGCCAAUUUCGCGGGAUUUUCGCGGGAAAAAAGUCAAAAUUCGCAGAAAAAUCGGCCAAUUUCGCGGGAUUUUAGCGGAAAAAAGUCAAAUUUCGAAGGAUUUUCGGGGCAAAUUCUAAGACAAAUCGGCCGAUUUCACAGGAAAUUUUGGGGGGAAACUUUGCCAAGAAACAAUCAGUAAAAAACAGCCGAUUUCGCUGGAUUUUUGUGGCAAAUUUCGCUAAAAUCGAUCAAUUUUGCGUCGAUAUGACCAGCAUUUGUUUAACGUUUUUUUAACAGGGAUAAUCAUUAAUUUUGCUCUUUCAACAACGGUUCGCUCGAGAAAUGAGCGAAUGCUAAAGCUGUUUACAUUAUGGUUAGUGCCCAGUUUUUCGCAACGUUCAUCUAAGAACGCCUGGUAGUUUUGAGACGUUGUUUACUCGUUGCAGUGACGAAGUUUCAAGAUAAAUUUGGAUGUUUGGGGUGAAUAGAACAGGUCUAAUCGCCAAGAUAAGUAUUAAAUAUGUUUUGCCAACAUGUAUUUGGAAAUAUUUCUGUCGGAUUUCGCGGUAUUUCGUGUUUUUUUGGGAAUUUCGCGGGAUUUCGCGGAAAUACCUGAAUUUUGCGGGUCCGCGACCGCGCGAAAUAUCAGAAGCCCUGAUUAUGUCAUCGGAGAUAGUCCAUAAUGUCAAAAAAUAUAAUAUACCACCUGUAGCAUCUGUUUACAUUCAGUCAUGUUUUACAAGUUGACGUUAGCAAGUAACAUUGACUGGUCACUAGGAAGUGAAAGUUUUGCUUGAUUCAUGGCAAACAGUUUUCUAAAAUUAUUUCUUUAUGUAGGUGGUGUACCAUUUUGGGCAUACAUCAUCAUUGCUGCUGGAGUGGUUCUUCUUCUUAUUGCUGUAAUAGUUAUCCUUUAUGGGAGAAUGGAUAGAUGGUAAGGCAACGCCUGCAGGGGUGGGGGGCAUGCCUUUGCUCUGGAUUUAGGGAUGUUACAAACACUAAAAGUUUGCUUAAUAGGUUAUAUAUAACAAAACGAAACCUACCAGUUAUUAUGGACAAGUCAAAGAGAUUUUGGAAAAAGGCAAAGGGAAACAGCUGGGAAACAAUUUUUUUAACCACGGUGGGCAUAUAGGACGCAAAAAAGUGCAUCCUUGGAACUACUUUUGCAUUUUUUAUUCGUUUGAGCUCAAACUUUGUCAGAUGGUGGAAUGUUGUUUUGCAAAAAAUCCUAUGUUUUUUGUUUUUCAAUUUUAACUGUUUUGGUGGGAAAACGACGUCAGAUUGAUUGACAGCAAAAUUUAAAUUUCAAGUUACGGCAAACAUAUAAAUAAUCUUGGAAGAGCAUGACGUGACAGAAACAAAUGUGAAAAAAUUUUUGGAAAAGCUCAAUUUCUUUAGGAGAUAUAGCAUCUUGAAAUGUACUUAUGUUUCUAAAAAUGGUAACAAAAUGGCAAGGAAUUCAAAAAUCAAAGCUUAAGGUAUUGGAACUGCUAUAAACUCAAAAAAUGAUCAUGCUUAUAAAAUCGCUUCUUUAAAAUGUACUCUUACCUGAACUCAAAUGCCAAAAGUGAAGCAUUUUCGUUAAAUAUAAGCCGAGAAAACAAAGGCCAAAGUUAGUAUCUAAGAGUGCCUUUUUGGAAAUAUUUAUAAUCACAGGGCUGAAAUCUGACGCGAUACUUUCCGUUGUUGACAGAAAUGUUGCAAUUUUCACAACCCGACACACGAUAAUGCGUUACCAGUUUCAAGUAAGCCACGGCAAAUUAUAGCAAAUUUGCUUACAUUCUGCUUCCCCAAAUGAAGUAUGAUUGUUUUGAUUUUCUAAAUAAUUUCUAUUGCAGUAAAAAGCCUUCUAGAGACACAUUAGAUAUUUGAUCCUUGCAAGGUCAAUGACAGAUAAGGCCGCAGUUUAAUGAUCUAUUAUGUAAAUUAGCACGUUGCUAAGGCUCCGACGCCAUAUUGAGAGCACGUCAUGCAACGAGUUCAAACGAAGAUUUUUGUAUUUUCUUGCCACUUCCCAUGCUACAAUCGGGUCAGUGUCACAACAAACAUUAAGAACAGCAGUUUACUCAUAAGAAUUCAAGAAGACGAUGAAGGAGACAGCGCAGUGCUAUGAAAAUUAAGGGCGAAUUAAGGGCAAUUUUUCGGCUGUGCUGGACCGCAGUGACAACAAAUUGAUGUAAAAAGAUGAGGAUUAAUAAUACCGCGUUGAAACUUGCCAGGUUUAUUCACAUAAUGUUAAGGAAAUGUGCAUUAAGUUCCUGGCUAUUCCCGGAAUAUUUUGUAAUUUUUGCGGUGGACUGAAGUUACUGGGCAUUACAAAAAAAUUUCACCUCUAUAUCUCAGGAAAAGUUUACUGGCUACUACCAGGAAUUUAAAGGCAAAUGAACAAACUAAGUAUAAGUCAGUUCCAAUUUUUUUUUAUUCCUAGCUAUCGAGAGAAAGCCAGAAAUAGGGAAUUAUUGAAUUUUUGAGCCUGCGAUAUAAAUCAGAAGUAACACCUUAGAUGUGAAAAUUGACACCUCAGAUGUCAAUUUUCUGAAAGCUCAGCUCUCGCUUGAUAGGCCUGUGUAAUUUUCAUUUUGUAAAAUUCGUAAUCAUUUGAGAAAUAAAUUUUUCAAGUGGAAGGGUUUAUAGCAGAUCUAAUACCUUAACUCUUUAGCCAGUUGAGCUUUUCAAAAAAAUAUUUCACACUAUUCUGUCGUGUCAUGCUUUUUUAAAAUUAUUAUUAUUUGUUUUUCCACAUCUUGAUAUUUCAAUUUUGCUGUAAAUCUUGUGAUGUCAUAGCCUGAAUUUCAUCCGAUUACUUCGAGUCGUUAUUACUCCCUCAGUAACGUCUGAAUCGACCGGCCGUUAAUGCCGUCCAGUGACGUCACUACUCCUUGACCUUUGCUUUAAUUCAUGCAAAAAGUAAAACACGAUUUUCAAGUGGCAAACCGAGAAAUAUCGUUUGAAAAUGUCUCCAUGAUACAUAACUGCUUUAUUUUUUUCGAUCGUAAUUCAUGUUUAACGUUCAAACUAUCAACUACAUGCAGUACAACUCUGAACCGGUAGUACUGAAUUCUAUAAUCAAACUCGGUCGCAAUCACGCAAUGAAAUAAACACACACACACGAAAUACUUGGUUCAAAAACACAAUGAUUUGCUUUAAUUGAAAAAAAGCUAUCUGGUCCUUAGCGAAGAAAAAAAACAAGGAAACAAGAAAGAAAAGCUAACAGAAUCAUUUCACUUGACGGUGAAAAUAGCAAGAAGAUNCUCCCUCAGUAACGUCUGAAUCGACCGGCCGUUAAUGCCGUCCAGUGACGUCACUACUCCUUGACCUUUGCUUUAAUUCAUGCAAAAAGUAAAACACGAUUUUCAAGUGGCAAACCGAGAAAUAUCGUUUGAAAAUGUCUCCAUGAUACAUAACUGCUUUAUUUUUUUCGAUCGUAAUUCAUGUUUAACGUUCAAACUAUCAACUACAUGCAGUACAACUCUGAACCGGUAGUACUGAAUUCUAUAAUCAAACUCGGUCGCAAUCACGCAAUGAAAUAAACACACACACACGAAAUACUUGGUUCAAAAACACAAUGAUUUGCUUUAAUUGAAAAAAAGCUAUCUGGUCCUUAGCGAAGAAAAAAAACAAGGAAACAAGAAAGAAAAGCUAACAGAAUCAUUUCACUUGACGGUGAAAAUAGCAAGAAGAUUAUAACAUUGAUCUCAGAAAACUUCGCGUCCCGGGCUUCGCGUAAACAAAAUCACCGGCCGCCGAAACCACAAAGCGGCUCUAAAUGAAAAACCUAUCGACUCUCCGCAAUGAUUCUUCAUUCGCAGUUCAAUUUAGCAUUAAAGUUUCGAAGACAAGGGCAAUUUUGCUGUUUAAGAUAAAGAUUAAGCUUAUCGAAAUGUUUGAACUGCACGAAAGAAUGCCAGGGAUGCGAUCCGCUGAAAAUCAAGCGACAAUCCCGCUAAAAUUUUCAUAAUUAUACAUAAUUAUGCGAAUGUUUAGACAAUCAACCAAUCAAAAUCACUACCCGGUUUUCGGGUAGUGAGUGACGUCACUGGACGGCAUUAACGGCCCGUCGAUUCAGACGUUGUUGAGGGGAGAAAACGACUCGAAGCAAUCGGAUGAAUUUCAGGCUAGUGAUGUCAUUUUCCUGUCAAAAACCAUUAAAAUAAAAAAACAAUAAACAUAGGAUUUUUAAGAAUGUACGUAGAACGCGCUAAAUAAAGGUUACCAAUUCAAGACUUUACUUGAUUAUCAUAGAACUUUGCAUUCUUGCAGUUCUACAAUCCAGCAAAGUUUGAGCGUAAACGAACAAAAAAUGCAAAAGUAGUUCCUUGGAUGUACCUUUUUGCAUCCUAUGUGCCCACUGUGGACUUCUCUCACUUUGUUCUUGUACUGAGCUUAAUGACCAGCACAUUGAUGGCAAUUCCUUUUCCCCCUGUCUUUCCUAUGAUUUGAAAAUCAGUGAAGGUGACCAUGUGAGUAGAAAAAAGCAGGAAAUGCUCAUAAGACCUUCUUUACCACAAAAAUACACUUGCAGCCAGUCCAAGGCUGUGUUCUAGAAAAGCAUUUGGAGAGCCUAAUGCUCUGUACCUAUGAAAUCCAGAUGGGUCUUCAGAAUAAGUAAGGUGUGAGGGGCCCCCAGGGGGUUACUCUGAAUUUCAAGUGAUGGGGAUGAUCAAAGGAUUUGUUUGAGUUUGAAAUUUUUAAUUGUGGGACUUUUUUGGGUAGGAUAAUUUGGCAAGUAUCUUUUUGUUGGUGGAUUGAUUUAAGUGGGGAUUUUUGGGGUAUAAUUUCAAAACAAUCUAAAGAUUCGUGAUAGUACCAGUGUAUGAUAACUUCAGAUGGUAUGAUGAAGAAACAAAGUUAACACAAUUGAGUUAAUUUCUAAAUGAUUUUAUUUUUUUGUGUUAUAAUUAUCACUUAAUGCCUUCUGGAAAUUUUUAAGGCUUGGAAAUUGGGCAUUGGAUUUUUUGGGGGUUAAUUUUUGGUCCAGGGAUUUUUGGGGAUUGUGAUUUUUGCCCCAUUCGAUCAUCCCUUUCACUUGCAAACCAGAUUCCCCCAACCCCCCCGGGGGAGGAGCAAUUGGGCACUGCUAGAGCACAGCCCUUCAUUUAGGAAUUAGUGUAUAAUGUUGAGGAAAAUCCAUCAGAUGGUCUUGACAGGUGUUUUACAGUCUCUACACAUAUAAGAAAAUGACUCGUGGGUUUUUGUAUAUGCAAUGACAAGAGGAUUAAAAAUUAAUUAAAAUUAUUCAAAAUUAAACAGAAAUAACACAAGCUUUUGCAAGUGAGCAGAGUGGAAAACAAGAUAUCAUUGACCCCAGAAAUGGACAGAUGGACUCUUUUUGCUGUGAAAUUCAAAAUCAUAAUAAAUAUAUUAUAAAUCUUGGAAUGUACUUGUACGUAAAUUAAUAAUUAAAUGCCCCAUUGUUUUUAUUAGGAAAUUAAUUUUGUUAUGGACUGUUCUAAACUUAUGUCUGUGUUAUGUACAAGAUGAAUAGCUACUUUGUUUUCUAAUUCAGGAAAAACCAUGGUUCCUACAUGGUUUGGGAUGAUGCAUUAGAGUUAAGCCCAGCAUUUACAAGGUAAUAAUAAUAAAAUAUUGUUUAAUAUAUGAAGCAAUGAUUCCGUUAUGUUUAUUGACCUUUACGUUAUUUAUGCAUUUUAUGGCACUUGCUACCUGAAACAUAAGUGUCCUAAAACAAAUAAAGAUUUAUUUUUGCUUGUAUGUUAAGUUAUCAAAAGUUUUUUCAAACAGUCUUUUUAGAAUUUUUCAGCAACAAUUCAACAUUGAGAGAAAGGCAUUAUAAUAAUAAUAAUAAUAACGCGAAUAUUUAUACAGGAUAACCUAUCAGUUCUAAUAAAAAGAACUGUUAUCAAAAGGGUCCUGUAAUUAUCUCAUAAUUAGCUAAAAAAUAAAAAAUCGAAAAAGGAAAAUAGAAUAAAACUUGUGAUUCUUUAGAUUCUAAAUUUUUAGUUUUAGACAUUUUUAGUAGCUGAAUGUUCUGACUUUUCUCAAUACUUAAUACCUUAUGAUAACAAAAAAUUGUUUUAAAUUACUCUUAAAAAGAAACCUUGAAUUUACAGUUCUUAAAUGCCGAGGUAAAGUAUUAUAAACUAGAGCCCCUUGAAAGGCAAAACUUCUCCGUCCAAAUUCUAAUUUGGUUUUGGGAAGUUUUAGUGAUCUCUACUGAUCUCUAUAUUAAUUUUCCUUGUUCAAUUUCAGGGAGUCUGAAUUUCUUCUUGACAAUUUGGCAGGUAUUUAUUUUGAAAGUGAAUAUACAAAAUUAAUUUUUAUGUCUUUGAUAAAACUUGCAAAGAAUAAUGUUGUGAUAGUUCAAUAAUAUACCAUUGUAUUGAUCCUUAAAGUUAAAGAACAUUGAAUUGUUUAGACACCUAACUAUUGGUGAUACUCAAUCAGGGAUCUGGGCAAAGUCGCAUCCAAACAUACUUCAGAUUCCUCAUCAAACCAGAGCAGCUAAUUGGGACAGGAGAUUAUAGCGUGAAAUCAAUGCAGGGGUAGUUGAAAUUUGACUGCAAGCAGUUCUCUUAGUUUCUUUUCAAAACCAUUGGGGUAGCACAAACAUGGGAAAAGCAGACUGCGAUAAUGCAAAAAGUCUUAGUUGAUUUUCCUGUUUGUGAUAGAAGAUAUUUUCUGGCCAUUCAGAAGCAGGUAAUCAGAUAAAUAAAAUGUUUUUGAAUCUUCUGAUUCUGGAACUAAUUCAUACACCUCUUUCAUAAUGGUGGCCUAUUAAUGUAUUCUUUUAUAGGUAUGAUAACUAGCCUUUCUGACCUCGUUAUCACAUGUAAAAUACAAAACAAUUCUUACUUUCAAACGAGACCAGGAAGGUUCAUUCACAUACAUAUAAAAGAAUAGAUAAAUGGGCGGCCAUUAUGAAAGAGGUAUGUUAAGAGUAAUUACCCAGGGGCUUUCCUGUCUUUUAUUGCUGAGUCUUUGCAAUGAUUCUUCUCAUAAACAACAGUUCCUUUACCCUUUCCUUUGUAUUUCUGCAGAUUUAUUUUUGUGCAAAAAACCUGGUUAAAACAAUAGGCUGAUUUAGCAACAGAAGGGGAGCGCGCACGUCAGAUGAUGACCGGAAAGCGCGCAAAAAGGACUAAACGCGACUUCUGGUGCUCAAUUUGCCGCUCUGCCAUUGGUCAAGCCAGUUGUUCGGUUUGCGCGCGCCGUCGUCGACUGACAUUCCCGUUGGCGUUCUGUUGCUAAAUCAGCCUUAAGGGUAAAUGAAGGGUAAUACGACUUGCUGGUAUUUUCCCACCCUUGACAUUGGCUCUUUGUAUUAAUCGGGUUUUCAAGGUCUGUUUUGUUUAGCUAUAAAAAAAAAUGCGUAAAAACUUUUCUUCAAAACCUUUAAGAAAUUUUUAAAAAGUUAGAAAAUAUAAUAUACAAUGUUUCGACGUUCUUAGACGUCAUUAUCAAGUAAAAAAAAAAAAACAGUAUGAAUGUUCUAUAAAUUAUACAAGAAAAAGCAGAGAAAAUAGUCUCAUUCUAGGUUUUUAAAAGUUCUUGACUUUUUUUUGAGUUAUUCUUUAGCUCACUGUUUGCUUCUUGAUUUCUUGUUUUAGCUGAUCAAGAACCAGGAACUCCUGAGCUUCAAAUCUAUGAGAUCCCUUUGGACUCCCUUGGGCAACAGCGAGUGUACAUUGGAACUAAACGUAUUGCUCCCAAAAGUGAUGAUCACAAGGAGCGUACGCAGGUCGCAAAGUUUACUAAAAACAGAAAGCACAGGAGGAAACAUCGUGAAGAUUUUCGGGUAAACACGCUUCCCGCCACAGCUGGCAGAAGGGAUCAUAUUUACAGUUCAGUUAAUGAUGAAGUCAACAGUGCUUUAAGUGAAGGUAUGAUCAUUAGUGUGGCAGUUUACAGCAUUUAGUAUUAAGCACAUCUGUUUUAUGUGUUUUUAGAUUACUAAUAUAUUGGUUUCUUUAAUAUAUAUCCUAGCGGUCAAAUCUUCAUCUACUCAUAGAAGCACUGUAAUUUCUCACGCGGUUGCCUACUCGUCAAGAAGGCUUCCAAAAGCGUGAUGAGGUCUAUACUAGGGAGCUUGAGCAAAGGCGUUUUUGAGUCACGCACGUCAACCGGAAGUGAGGCCUUUUCCCUUUUAAUAUGCCUUGAUGUCACCAAAUGUAUCUUGCUAAGUGUCUUCACUUGACCAAGAAUGCAAGAAGUCCACUUCUGGUUGACGUACGUUGCACAAAAACGUCUUUCCUUAUACUAGUAACUGUCUGUUUUUCAAGCGUUACCGUGGCCCCUACGAAGGUUUAUUUCUUUUCAUUAAUCAAUCAAUCAAUCAAUCAAUCAAUCAAUCAAUCAAUCAAUCAAUCAAUCAAUCAAUCAAUUUAUUAGUGUCAUAGCGUAGGAUAGGGUUGCCCCCAGUAUCCGAGCCAUUACAUUGUUACAUGUACUUGAAAUCAUUUUAUCUUUCAGGUGACCUGCGUGAGGGUAGGAGUGUCAGUGGGCACACCCUUCCCACGGUCAUAUUGUCAGCUCAAAAUCUACUUAAAGGAGACUUCUUAAAGUCCAAUAAUAGCGGAUCAUCUCUCGAUAUUAAAAGAGACAUAAGAUCGCUAACGCUUGACUCUAAAACCAAGAGUGUAUCCAACUUGUUUCAGAACAGACCGCUGCCUCCUGCUCCCAGUAAACGCUUCUCAAAAAGUCUUGAUCGUUUGCGGUUUCUGGAAACCGGGCAAUUCAGUAAAGGAAAAGGCAAAACGUUUCCUUUUCAUCAAAAACGAACUCCCAAGCGAGCUCAUCCUAUGCUCGUCAAGUCUUCAAGCUUCGGGGGUACAUUUAAUAAGAUAAUUAACGCAUCGCAGCCUCCAGUGCCAGCACCUAGAAAAGGAUCUUUAGAUCUCUGGGAUAAAUCAGCUGCUUUCGAUCUGGGUCAUAUAAGGAAAUCACAGUUAUGCCACAGACAUUCGAAGUCUUUGGAUACUCUUCUUCUCUUGCGUGAUCUCAGUUGGACGGCCUACGAUGUUGAUAUAUAUCACUCGUAUGCAAGCGUACACAGCAACCAAAGUGAUAACAAUAACGAGAAGGAACCUUCGUAUCAAAGUGUGACAAGCGAUGAAAAGCCCUCAAGUCUCGAUGAAGGUAGCGGAAGACUAAGCUCUCAGGGUAAAGCUAGAACUUUAUCUGGCCCCCCUGUUGAUAGCGAUGACCCAGAUGAGCAUUUUGAUGAGGAAAAUCCUUAUGCCAGUGUAAGUGAGGAAGAAAUGUCCAAAACAGGAAGUUCUCAGAGUGGAAGGGAAUCACGAAAUUCAGAUCAAGAAAGUAAUAUAAGAGAUAGUGGCGCGCCUUCCAGCACUUUAGAACCUGAAGAGUCUACUUCUCCUUAUGCUUCGGUCAGAAUAAGUCAGAUCCCCGGGCUGGUUAUCCGUCCUUCGCUGGGUGAGGAAAGCAACUGCAACGAGGAAGUCUUUGCGACUGAAGCUGAGUCGGAUUUCACUAUAGGUACUGGCAGUGAUCCUAGAGAGGAUGAAGAUUUAAAGCGGGCGAGCACACACACCUAUCUGGAACUUUUCCCUGACAGCGGCAGAGAGAGCAUAAUCUCAGAAACGAGCUCGGGGUAUGCAAGGCCAUUAGAUGUACUCUCAGAUAUAUCAGAGCCUUUGGAAAACACUUCCGUUGAUGCUGAUAGUUCUUCUGAUAGUGCUAUUAAGAUUCUUGAACAGUGUCCUGAGAAAAAGGAUGAUUUGGUGAAUCCCGGUGAAGAAGGGACUGAAACAAAAGCGACUGCUGCGAAGACCGAUCCUCGACUGUCACAACUUUUCUUUGAAGAUCUCCGAGAAGAUGAAGAUGAAGAUGAAGCAAAAAGCGAGCUCGGAGAAGGAAGAUCACCCACAGAUGAACAUACUUACGAAAACUCACAGGUUUUUCAGAACUCAAAACAUCGGAAUGCUUUUGAGCAAGUAGAAACCAUUUCUAGCGAAGCUGCUAACGCUCAAACAUUUUAUCUGCAAGAACCUCGCCUUUCCGAGGAAGUGCAUGUCUGAGAUAUUUGACGACGCAGUCGGUAGACGCUCUGAAAUCAGGCUUAGAUCAGUGGUUUCGAGGAAAAGAGAAGUUGAAAUUCAUUAAUGUUAAAUUUAGUUUUGUAGAUAGUUAAAGAGCUACAUCUUUUGGCUCUUAAAAAAUGGCUUAUGGUGUUAGUUUGUAUAGGGCUGUUAAGAGAUUUAAGGUGAGGGAUUUAUAAGUUUCGUGUAAUUAUGCAAUUACGAGUAGUAUGAUUAUAAAUCGUGAAGAAAUACUUGUUAAUACUUGACUGGGAUGUAACGAUCUACCAGACAAGGUUUACGCUUGGGAAAGCAACUUUUCAGAAUGUGAAGAAUAUCCUACUCUUCAAAUUGAAGGAGAUCAUUUGCGGCUGGCCCGUAGAUGCGUGUUGAGCUGGGCUCACUAUUGAAUGCAUAUCAUAUCUGUAUGGUUGUUAUGGUAACCAGCCGGGUGAAGGACGCUGACCUUAAAGCUUCCGGAAAUCUCAACUCAAUCGACCCAUGGAAAUUUGAGCAGGCUCAAAACUUUGGCAAAGUCGAUGAAUCGGGUUGUCUGAUGAAAGUAGAUCUUGUCCUCGUAGUUAAUAAACAAUCUGAUCUUUGAAAACUAAAAGAAGGUGAAAAAAGUCAGACUUAAUUUGAAAGGGAAUUUUUUCGAUUCAGGUUUCUUUUCUUUUCUCACAUUUCUUUUCUUCUUUUUCUCAACCGCUUCGGUUAUUAGUAUAUCUGAAAGGAUCACAUCUACUUUCAUCUAUUCCCAUCACAGUUAAUGAUUUCAUACUUUAAGCCGAACCUUUGUCAUCUUGAUCAAACCCUUCUUUCCGUUUACACCCAGUACUUGGAAGGUUCAAGCAAACUUGAAGUAAAACAAGGAUACAGACUGAAGUUACGGAUUGCGCGCGGUUAACUCUCGAAGUCAAGUGCUCGUAGUGUAAUUAGUAUAAGACAGAAACUAAUUUUUAUGUAAUACGUGAAUAAUGUGAUGAUUAGAAAUCUAGAGCAGCUAAGAGCUGAUAUAAGGAAGAAAUCUAUCUAGUAUAUGAAAUGGUAGCAAAAUUUUAAGAUCCUCGAUUUGAUUUUGUGGAUAGUAAGACUGUUGCCUUGUUUUGCUCUUCCAAUAGAGUUAGUGCACGCGUUUUUGAUUGUCUUUAUGGUAUACUUAAAAAACUAAAGAUUCUUGAGCAAAGAGCUAUAAGACGGAGAUGUCAGGCGCUCAAACGGUGGUCUGGGCUGGGAGAGUUAUUUUCAACACUUUGGGAAUGACUAACUUUUCACGGAAGAUGGUUACACGCGGCUGGCCCGCCGGAGUGUGUUGAGCUGGACUCACUGUUGAUUGUAGAUCACUGUAAUUGAGAGUCUUCUGGUAUUGCUGGGCGAUGAGCCGUCGCAAGCUCUUAUGCUGGUCUUAAAAUAGGAUACAAAUAAUGUAGUAAUAAGAAAUCUGGUGCGGCCAAGAAUUUAUGAAAAGACAAAUAAUUAUAUCUCUAUAAAUUUUUGUAU